AUGUCUCAAGGGGACUGGGCUGAAGGGGGGGGGGAGCACGGUGCAUCGCCUCGUGAAGAUGCGAAUGAGAAGACCGAGGGCCAGAUCUUCGUCAUGACUGGACUCCGACUGGAAGGCAAAAUGGGAUGUCCUCAACCCCAACAGGGCGAGGGGGCGGAGGGACUAUUGCCACAUUGGGGAAGAUGGAUCUUUGAAGGACGUGCCGAUCUCCCUCGUUGA
This is a messenger RNA of Penicillium atrosanguineum, 219 nucleotides long. RefSeq lists its product as uncharacterized. The transcript has a single exon. The record is from RefSeq and is a predicted model, not a curated record. Lineage: Eukaryota; Fungi; Ascomycota; Eurotiomycetes; Eurotiales; Aspergillaceae. The coding region runs from base 1 to 219 and encodes 72 amino acids.